AUGCUAGAUGAAGGCUCGACGGUUACACUCAUCGAUGCGGAGAUCGCAGAACAGAUCGGAGCCGAAGGUCCGACGCGAUCUCUGAGAAUUCAGGGAGCGGCCUCGAGCUGGCACGAAGCCUCAAGCCGAGUGGCUGAUGUCAUCAUCAGAGGGCGACACCAUACGGACGAAGAACACUCGGUGAGGGCGCGUACGAUCCGGGAUCUCACCCUAGGAACGCAGCGAGUGAACCCGGAAAUACUCGCGUACGGACACCUGCGACAACUCACUUGCGAGCAAGUGUGCUACGAAGAUGCCAGACCCAAGGUCUUGAUCGGGUCAGACAACUGGCAUCUGAUUGUUACGCGGAAGCUGCUCACAGGAAGGCACAAUCAACCCGCAGCGUCGCUGACACGACUGGGAUGGGUCAUCCACGGAACGGUACCCAGAAGUGUCGUGGAAGACGAGGAACAUGUCCUCCACGUGCGGUUGACACAGCGCAACGCCGAGCCAGACAUGCGGCAUAUAGAGGGCAUAAUAAAAGCGCAUUACGACAUCGACGCGUUGGGUAUAUCGUCGAAGAGAUUACCCAUCGCUAAGGAGGAGCGCGCCGUCGCCACAUUCAACUGCACAGCGACGAGAGUGGAUGGGCGAUACGUCGUAGGAUUGCCGUGGGAGAGAGAUAACGUCAUUCUACCUCCCAGCUACGACAUGGCAGCGAGCCGACUGAGGGGAAUAGAGCGGCGGAUGGAUCGCUCUACGGAAUUCCGGCUGGCGUAUACCGCGGAGAUAAACAAGUUGUUGGACAAGGGUUACGCCGAGAAAGUAACCGACGACCGGUUCGACAACGACCGCGCGUGGUACCUUCUCCAUUUCGGAGUGACGAAUCCGAAUAAACCCGGAAAGCUGCGACUCGUAUUCGACGCCGCGGCCCGUUCGAAGGUAAUUUGCUUGAACGACGCACUGCUGGAUGGGCCAGAUAUGCUACGGUCGCUUAACGGUGUGUUAUACCGUUUCCGCGAGAAGCCCGUAGCUAUCACGGCGGACAUACGAGAGAUGUUCCUGCAGAUUAAGAUACGGGAAGAAGAUAGAGCAGCACAACAGUUUCUGUGGCGAGGAGAUGACAGGAUUAACCCGCCGCAGAAAUACGUAAUGACCUCAAUGAUUUUCGGGGCGAGGAGCUCACCGUUCAUCGCACACAGCGUUCGAGACAGGAACGCGGCAGAGCACCGAGAGUCGCACCCGUCAGCGUACACCGCCAUAACAAGGAACCACUACAUGGACGACUGGGUCGAUAGCUUUGACUCCGAAGAGGAAGCAGCCCGCGCCAUACGAGAGGUAGCAGAGGUUCAUGGCGGGAUAGGAUUCACGCUGGCGGGUUGGAAUACAAACCGACCGAGCCUGCUAGAGAAUGUGAGUGAGGACCAGCGAGCGAGGACGCCGAAGGAACUGGGAGCCAACGCACAUCCAUACGGAAAGACAUUGGGGUUAUUGUGGAUGUCAGCCGAAGACCAGCUGGCGUUCAACACCGGCAUGCCACGCGUCCCACGAGAAGUGAAGCACGGCACACGGAUACCGACGAAAAGGGAAGCCCUAGGAGCGGUGAUGUCAUUGUUCGACCCGCUCGGGCUGCUGAGCCCUUACACCAUCACGGCAAAAAUCAUCUUGCAGGCGCUGUGGGUGCAGAAGGUCGAAUGGGAUGACCCUCUGCCCGCCGAGGAAGCGCGGACGUUCCAGGAAUGGAGAGACGACCUAGCGUAUAUAGAGGAACUAAGAUUGCCGCGAUGGUAUGGCACGAACGACAGCCAACGGUCGCAACUGCACGUAUUCACGGACGCAAGCGAACAGGCAUAUGCCACAGCCGCGUAUUGGAGGACGGAACGCGAGGAUCGUAGCGUUAACGUCGUCCUGGUAGCAGCCAAAGCGAGGGUAGCGCCCAUGAAAGCGCAGAGUAUACCCCGGAUGGAGCUUCAGGCGAGCCUGGUAGGACCCCGACUGGCCGCUGACGUACUGAAAGGACGUCGUCGCGCGGCCGAAGUCUUCCUAUGGACGGUCUCGAAGAAGACGCUACAUUGGACUAGGAACGACACCGCUCGAUACAAUCCACACGCGGCCCGCCGGAUGGCAGAAAGCGCCGAACAUACAGAACCAACACAGUGGCGCUGGGUACCGACCGCCCACGACGUAACUAACGACGCGACCCGCGCGAGAUAUACAAUACGGACCGCCGCCGACAGAUCCGUCGGGCCGGCGCUUGUAUACGCUCCAGAGAAAGAACGACCCAAGGAAAGCAAGCCCGUCCCUGCAGAGACAGUAGCCCGUGCCCGGGCAAAGGCAAAGCCCGUAAUGGACAGAAUGCGGUUCUCCUCAUAUGACCGAGUGAGGAGGACCCCGGCACAGGUGCUGCUGCUCGCAGAAGAAUACAGGCGACGGGCAUGGAAGCUGGGCCGGGAGCGCCCCGCCGAAGCGGGGAAAUGA
Messenger RNA from Achroia grisella, 2457 nucleotides. RefSeq lists its product as uncharacterized. The record is from RefSeq and is a predicted model, not a curated record. Lineage: Eukaryota; Metazoa; Arthropoda; Insecta; Lepidoptera; Pyralidae. The coding region runs from base 1 to 2457 and encodes 818 amino acids. The transcript has a single exon.